Messenger RNA from Oncorhynchus gorbuscha (pink salmon), 2485 nucleotides. It is a transcript of the gene seh1l, whose product is annotated as SEH1-like (S. cerevisiae). The record is from RefSeq and is a predicted model, not a curated record. NCBI's taxonomy places the organism in Eukaryota, Metazoa, Chordata, Actinopteri, Salmoniformes, Salmonidae. The transcript is spliced from 9 exons. Gene Ontology annotation, molecular function: protein binding; structural molecule activity. Gene Ontology annotation, cellular component: nuclear pore outer ring; Seh1-associated complex. The coding region runs from base 461 to 1552 and encodes 363 amino acids. Gene Ontology annotation, biological process: cellular response to amino acid starvation; positive regulation of TORC1 signaling.
ACUUCUCAUUUUAAACUGUGAUUUUGAAUCGAGCCUAAACCAAACUGUUAACGUUAUGCCUAACCGGAAAUUAAGACCGGAAAUAUAUUUAUUUGUAUGCAUUUUUACGUUAUUGACUUUGUGGCUGUGGUAACCUUCGGUAACUUUCAAAAACAAAGAUUUUUUAUGUCAUUCGAGAUAAUAAAUGCUCACCUUUAAGGCACAUAGUGACUGCGACCUGGUUUCGAGAGAAUAAUUUAUUUAUAUAGUUUGGGACUAUGAUAUAGUUUGCAUCGGCACAAUUGGGCAGUCAAAUAUUAUGAAGAUAGAGGUGGCGUAUUUCAGCUAAAGCUUGGCAGUGAAACGACUUUUUAUAAAAAUGGCGCCGACCAAUGCAACCUGUCCCAUAGUAUACUAAACUCACAUGUAACGUGGUAUAUUUGUUGCUACAUUUAUCGAGCAGACUUUUCCCCAAACAGAAAUGUUUGUCGCUCGAAGUAUUGCAGCGGACCACAAGGAUCUUAUUCAUGAUGUUUCAUAUGAUUUCCAUGGCCGGAGAAUGGCAACUUGCUCUAGUGACCAAAGUGUCAAGGUGUGGGACAAGAGUGACAACGGAGAGUGGAACUGCACUGCCAGCUGGAAGACCCAUAGUGGAUCAGUAUGGAGGGUGACCUGGGCCCAUCCAGAGUUUGGUCAGGUGCUGGCCUCCUGCUCCUUCGACCGGACCGCUGCUGUGUGGGAGGAGAUCGUUGGCGAGUCCAAUGACAAACAGCGAGGACUCAGUCACUGGAUCAAGAGGACCACUCUGGUGGACAGCAGAACGUCGGUGACUGACGUGAAGUUUGCUCCUAAACACAUGGGUCUGAUGCUGACCACGUGCUCAGCAGAUGGGGUUAUGAGGGUCUACGAGGCUCCAGACGUGAUGAACCUCAGCCAGUGGUCCCUGCAGCAGGAGAUCUCCUCUAAACUCAGCUGCUCCUGUAUCUCCUGGAGCCCCUCCAGCUCUCGUGCCCACGCCCCCAUGAUAGCAGUGGGCUCUGAUGACAGCAACACCUCAUACAGCGGGAAAGUUCACAUCUAUGAAUACAUUGAAAACACAAGGAAGUAUGCUAAGGCAGAAAAUCUGUUGAUGGUGACAGAUCCAGUCCAUGACAUUGCCUUUGCUCCCAACUUGGGACGCUCUUUUCACGUGCUCGCCAUCGCCACCAAAGACGUACGCAUCUUCAAGCUGAUACCACUGAGGAGAGAGUCUGCAGCGGGGUCGUCUGGUCCCACUAAGCUGCAGGUUCAGAUCCUGGCCCAGUUCGACAACCACAACUCCCAGGUGUGGAGAGUCUCCUGGAACAUCAGCAGCACCCUGCUUGCCUCCUCAGGGGAUGAUGGCUGUGUCCGACUCUGGAAAGCCAACUACAUGGAUAACUGGAAGUGUACAGCCAUCCUGAGAGGAGAUGGUAGCCCAGUGACUGGCUCGUCCAGUCAGGCUGCAGUCCCCAGCACAGCAGGGGGACCACAAAAUGUCCUGCUGCAAGCGUCCUCCGCUGGAAGAAAGAAAGCUCAGCUGAUACCUGGCUAACAGAGUGGCUUGAUGCUGCUGCUUGUUGCAUGGACACACACACACACACACACACACACACACACACACACACACACACACACACACACACACACACACACACACACACACACACACACACACACACACACACACACACACACACACAGAGGAAUGGAAAGGGAACUCCCUCACCCUGCAGACCAACCUCCCAGAAACACCUCUGAACCCUUUUUUUAUGCUAAUCAAGAACCACACUGACUCCUAGAUCAGGGUUCUAGAUCAAAGUUCCAGGGUGGGUUUUAUGUCAAUAUUGACUGUUAUGCUACUGAAUGAAGUAUCUUGUUGGGAUGUAUCUGACUGGUUGGGGCAUUAUGGGGGGUCUGAUAUUUUGCUGUAGAACUACAUGGGAGUAUGGGUUUAGGUGUGGUGUGAGAGAGAGGGAACCACUGGUGACAAUGCGGUGGUGGUAAGACAUAAUGGGUGUGUUUAGAGUAACUUUACAAAAAUGUCUCGGUUUCCCAGAAAUCCAGGUUGGAACAUUCCUGGAAUUAGGAGAGAAUAAGCAGGAAAUCCCAGAACCUUUUUUUCCUUGAAAACCAGGGAACUUGCAACCCCAGAGUUUUGCAACCCUAAGUGGGUUCUAGUGAGUUCUAGGUAAUAUUUUCGAGGGUUCUGCAUAAUGUAAAUUACCCUGUGGUUCUGCCUGGUGGAUGAGGUGGUUCUGCCUGACUGACUGGUGGAUGAGGUGGUUCUGCCUGACUGACUGGUGGAUGAGGUGGUUCUGCCUGACUGACUGGUGGAUGAGGUGGUUCUGACUGACUGGUGGAUGAGGUGGUUCUGACUGGUGGAUGAGAAGACGACGUCUGAGACUAACGUUAAAAUCUUUGGGGCGAUUAAUAAUUUAUGAAAAACAAUUAAUUCUGUAUAAUAAAAUUUGUUUAAUCCAGUGUU